AAUUAUUUAAUUCUUCACGGGUCUAAUGGAGAGAAUUCGAAGUAAUGCCUGAUGAUGAGGAAAUUACAGAAGAGAGAAAACAAAACAAAGGGUCAAACAAAUUGUUGACUUUCCUCGAAAACCAAUUGUGGACUUUGCUUUCAGAAUAAAUAAUAUUUGGGAAUAAACUUGUGGACCGUGUAGAGUUUACUGCUCUAUGAUUCAGAUCAUCAAAUCCAAAUCCUCUCCAAACAAACCCAGAAAAGUCCCAAAUUUCUUCUAUUGUUUCCAACCGAUAGAUUCCCUUCAUCCAUCUUUGUGUUUCUUCUUAAGUGCAGAAGCAUGGCUGAACUGGUUGGUGGAGCUUUUCUCUCUGCUUUUCUUCAAGUUUUGUUUGACAGAUUGGCUUCUCAGGAGGUCGUGGACUUCUUCCGUGGAAAGAAACUCAUCGUUGACCAGCUCAAGGACUUGGAGAUAAUGCUGUUGUCAGCAAGUGCAGUGCUAAAUGAUGCUGAGGAGAAACAGAUGGAAGAUCAAAACGUUAGGAAGUGGCUUGAUGAGCUCAAAGAAGUAGUUUAUCAAGCCGAUGAGCUGGUGGACAAGAUCAAUACUGAAGCUUUGAGCCGCAAGGUGGAAGGUCAAUCAGAAAACAACAACAUGAGUAAGAUUUUGAUGAAACUCAUCCCUUCUUCCUUUACUGCAUUUGACAAGGCUGUGAAGUCUAAGAUAGUGGAGAUCCUUCAUAGAUUAAAACUUCUUUUGGAUCGAAAAGAGGUCCUUGGCCUAAAAGCAGGUGUUCAAAGUAAACUUUUACAAAGAUUACCUGCUCCUUUGGUUGAAGAAUCUGGUGUUUAUGGAAGGGAUGUUGAUAAAGAGGCAAUUAUUAAACUGCUGCUAGUGGAUGAUGUUAGUGGCAAUGAGAUACCUGUGAUUCCAAUAGUGGGCAUGGGUGGCAUCGGCAAGACCACUCUUGCUCAGAUCAUCUUCAAUGACAACAGGGUGAAAGAAUAUUUUGAGUUAAAAGCAUGGGUUACGGUAUCACAUGAAUUUGAUACUUUCAAAACAAUGAAAACAAUUUAUGAAAGUGUCGCCUCUCAAAAAUGUGAUAUUGAGGAUCCCUAUAAGCUUCAAUUCAAACUAAAAGAGGCUUUGGAGGGGAAGAGGUUUCUCUUUAUUCUGGAUGACAUUUGGAACGAGAGUUAUGAUAGCUGGAACGUGUUGAAAAGCUCUUUUAAUUUUGGAGCUAAUGGCAGUAAGAUCAUUGUGACAACACGUAGUAGAACCGUUGCAUUAAAGAUGGGUAAUUUUCCAAUUCAUGACUUGCAUGUAAUAACGGAUGAAGAUUCUUGGCAGCUAUUCGCAAAACACGCCUUUAAUGGUGUUGACUCAGAUGCAUAUCCAGAUUUACAGAAAAUUGGUCGUGAAAUUGUUACAAAGUGCAAGGGUCUUCCUUUAGCAAUAAAAUCGCUUGCUGGUCUUUUACGUUCUGUGUUUGAUCUAGAAGAAUGGAGAAAAAUACUAAAAAGUGAUAUAUGGGAGUUGCAUUUGCAAGAAAAUGGGAGUAGUGAAAUUCUUCCAGUAUUAUGGUUGAGCUACCAUUAUUUGCCUUCACAACUUAAGCGAUGUUUUGCCUAUUGCUCAAUAUUCCCCAAAGGUUACAAUUAUGAAAAGAGACGUCUAAUUCUGCUGUGGAUGGCAGAAGGUCUUUUGCAGUCUAAAGCUGGAAGACCAAUGGAAGAUGUAGCAGAGGAGUAUAUUCGUGCUCUGAUAUCACGGUCAUUGAUUCAACGAUCAAGUUCGAAUGAGUCAACUCUUGUCAUGCAUGACCUUGUCCAUGAUUUGGCUACUUUUGUCUCAGGUGAAUUUUGUUUAAAGUUGGAUGAGAAUAGCUUGUACAACCUUACAAGUAAGACUCGUCAUUUGGCAUCCGUUGGAGGGUUUGAGUUAAUGAAACAUGCGGAUUUAUCUAAAGCUGAGUUCUUGCGCACCUUUCUAUUGUUACAAUCAUUGGCCUUGCAAGGAAUAUUUCUGCCAUCAAACCAUUUGGUUGUGGAUGAACUCUUGGCAAGAACUGGAAGAUGCUUGAAAGCACUCUCACUGCCUCUAUCUUUUAUCACCGAGUUGCCUACUUCAAUUGGCAAUUUGAAAUAUCUAAGGUAUUUGGACUUAUCUUCAACCGAAAUUAAAGAAAUACCUGAAACUUUAUGUACUUUGUACAACUUGCAGACACUGCUGUUGGCUUAUUGUACAAACCUUACUCAGUUGCCAAUGAACUUGGGAAGCCUGAUCAACUUGCGCCAUCUUGAUAUUAGUAAUACUGUUUCUUUAAAGGAGAUGCCACCUCAAAUUUGUAAUCUAAAAGAGUUGCAAACACUGACCGGUUUUGUUUUAGGAAGAGAUGGUGGUUCCAGCAUUAAGGAGUUGAGAAGGCUUCAACAUUUAUCCAGAAGUCUUCAUAUUUGGGGGCUUGAGAAUGUUGUCGAUGUUGGAGAUGUGUUGGAAGCUAAUCUAGAAGAGAAGAAGUUGAAGGAGCUGACCUUGGAAUGGGCUAUUAGUGGCACCGGCGCUGACAAUUCCCAAAAAGAAAGACAAGUACUUGAUGCUCUCCAGCCUCACACGAACCUUAAACAACUUUCUAUCCAUGGAUACAGAGGUACAAGGUUCUCAAAUUGGGUAGGACAUCAUUCCUUUUCUGAUAUAGUGGAGGUGCGUCUGCACUAUUGUAAAAGUUGUUUUUUCUUGCCACCAUUCGGGCAGCUACCAUCCCUCAAAAAGCUUGAGAUAUGGGGAUGUGAUAGUGUAAUGAUGGUAGGUCCAGAGUUCUACUCUGAUGGGUCUUUUAUGUCUAAGCCAUUUCAAUCUCUAGAAAUUUUGCAUUUUUGGAACAUGCCAGAGUGGAAGGAAUGGUCAUUUGCUGAAGGUGAUGGAGUUUUCCUCCGUCUCAAGGAGCUUCUUUUGGAAGAUUGUCCAAAGUUAAAUGUGCACUUGCCAGAUUCUCUUCCUGCCUUAAUUAUGCUUCAAGUGGUGAACUGUAAACAGUUGAUGCCUUUUCUUCCUAGGGAUCAACAAAUGGAGAGUGCAUUUCCAUGUCUUCAAGUAAUGAAGAUAACUGGUUGUCCAGAGCAGAAGUCAUUUCUUAAGGGUGGGUUGCCUUCAAGUUUAUGUUCACUUAGCAUUUCCUUCUGUGAUGAGCUUAAAGCUUUAGACGAGGGGUGUCUUGGAAUCCUAACCUCCCUCAAAGAGUUGGAGAUUCAUGAUUGUGAAAAGUUUCCGGGUCUGCCAAUAAUGACACCCUCUUCUCUUCUAAAAGCCAAUCAAUCCGAAUCACUUGGUACAAGAAGCAACAGCAGGUCUGGAUCUGCGAGGAGGGAAGGUGUGGCGCUAAUAGAAGUUGCUGACUCUUCUAGUAGCGAAGGAAAAUACCGUGAAGGAGAAACGCCAGAGGAUAGUAAAGUAGCUGAGAUUACUACUGCUCAAGCUAGAGGAGGAAACGAUAUCCAGGAUAUUCCUUGGGAAAGGCUUAGCAUUAAAAGAGAGGAAUACCGCCAAAAGAGGUUAGAGCAGUACCGGAAUUAUGAAAAUGUCCCUUUUUCAGGAGAGAGCUCAAGAAGGGAUUGCAAAAUUACAGAGAAAGGGUCUACUUACUAUAAGUUCAGACAAAAUGUGCGAUUGAUCAAACCAAGUAUUCAUCAUUUCCAGCUCAGGAACUUGGUCUGGGCUACUUCAAAGCAUGAUGUCUACCUUAAUUCGCAUUCUUCAAUCAUCCAUUGGUCAUCGUUAACUUCCAGUAGGUCUGAGGUUCUCAACAUUUCUAAACAUGUGGCACCUUCGGAGAGACAUCCUGGAAGCUUGUUGGAGGGAUUUACACGGACUCAACUUAGUAUGCUCGCAGCAAAAGAUGAACUCCUAGUUGUUGCAGGAUUUCAAGGAGAACUAAUUUGCAAGCAGCGUCUUGAUUGGCCUGGAGUUAGCUAUUGCUCUAGGACAACUUACGAUGAUAACGCCAUAACCAAUUCUAUUGAGAUUUAUGAAAGUCCCAGUGGUGCACUUCACUUCCUAGCUUCGAGCAAUGACCGUGGAGUCAGAGAAUUCAAUAUGGAUAAAUUUCAGCUUUCUAAACAUUUCCGAUUCCCUUGGGCAGUAAAUAAUACUUCUCUGAGUCCUGAUGGUAAACUUCUUGUGGUCGUUGGGGACAAUCCAGAUGGUUUAUUGGUGGACUCCCAAACUGGAAAGACUGUGACUGCAUUUCAUGGACACUUUGAUUACUCAUUCGCCUCAGCAUGGCACCCCAAUGGUGUCACUUUCGCUACGGGAAACCAGGACAAAACCUGCAGGAUUUGGGAUGCGCGUAAUCUGUCCAAAUCCGUUGACGUUCUGAGGGGCAACCUUGCAGCCAUUCGCUCAAUCCGAUUUACUUCAGAUGGCUGUCAUAUGGCAAUGGCAGAACCUGCGGAUUUUGUUCAUGUCUUCGAUGUCAAGAGUGGAUAUGAAAGAGAACAAGAGAUUGAUUUCUUCGGUGAGAUAGCCGGGAUAUCAUUCAGUCCAGAUACUGAAUCACUUUUUAUUGGGGUGUCGGAUCGUACAUACGGAGGCCUCAUGGAGUAUGGCCGGCACCAGAACUUCACUUGACUAUGACUGCUUGCACUUAUAACUCCAAGCACAAGACAGAUUUCUUUAUCCUGAUUAGUUUAUUGUCGUUUGUUAGAAACACCAUAUUCUUUGGAGUUUACAUGACUUUCUUACUGUCCCUUCGACGGGAUUUUCCUAUAUACAUAGAGGAUGCCGAAUGAUUUCUGCUCUUUCAUCUUUGGGUUUUGAAAAUAUUGGGACCCUGCAGAACUUUUUUGGUUCAUAUUUUAUAAUAGAUCAGUUAGAGACCCUGUUGAGAAUCAAACACAAAUGGAAAGAACAUAUUGUGCAACUCCAGAAAGAACAUAUAUGUAGAGGUGAAAACUCCACUUAUAGGGACACCAGUACAGCUUGCAUUUACACACACACACGUGUAUGUG
This is a messenger RNA of Morus notabilis, 4988 nucleotides long. Its product is annotated as putative disease resistance RPP13-like protein 1. Gene Ontology annotation, molecular function: protein binding; ADP binding. Lineage: Eukaryota; Viridiplantae; Streptophyta; Magnoliopsida; Rosales; Moraceae. The record is from RefSeq and is a predicted model, not a curated record. The transcript has 11 exons. The coding region runs from base 322 to 4608 and encodes 1428 amino acids.